UUUGCCGGUCCGUCACUGUUAAUACUCCGGAUUGUUCUCAUCAUGGCUGUACCUGCAGGGAGAUCUGUGGUUUUCGUGACUGGAAACGCCAAAAAACUGGAAGAAGUCAUUCAGAUCCUGGGAGACAAGUUUCCGUACAAACUUGUGUCAAAAAAGAUUGACUUGCCUGAGUAUCAAGGAGAGCCUGAUGAUAUUUCCAUACAAAAGUGUAAAGAAGCUGCACGCCAGGUUGACGGGCCAGUCAUAGUAGAGGACACCUGCCUAUGUUUCAGGGCUUUAGAGGGACUACCAGGGCCUUACAUCAAAUGGUUUCUGGAUAAACUCAAGCCAGAAGGCUUAUAUAAACUCCUAGCUGGAUAUGAAGAUAAAUCAGCAUGGGCUCUUUGCACCUUUGCUUUCUGUGCUGGAAAAGAUGAACCUGUGCGACUCUUCAGGGGGAAAACAGAGGGGCACAUCGUGGAACCCAGGGGGCCUCGAGACUUCGGAUGGGAUCCCUGUUUCCAGCCUGAUGGCUAUGACAAAACCUAUGCUGAGCUGCCUAAAGAAGUGAAGAAUACAAUCUCUCACCGGUACCGGGCUCUCACUGCCAUGUCAGAGUAUUUCUGUCAGAACAACGAUACCUCACCACAUAGCAAGAAGAAGAAACAGGAAGAUUAAAGAUUUCCGGACCAACCUGCAGUACUGUCUAUCACACCUAAACUAAUUUGGUUUGCCAAAAUAGUGUGCUCAUUUGUAAUGUUUCAUUGUUGGUAAUUGUUUUCCAUCAUAUUCAGAUGGAACCUGCUGUGUAAGAGGCGCUCCAUCAUUUCUGAUUUUUCAUGCAUCUUCAAUAAACUCUAGAAUUUAC
Messenger RNA from Salarias fasciatus (jewelled blenny), 847 nucleotides. RefSeq names its product inosine triphosphatase (nucleoside triphosphate pyrophosphatase) (gene itpa). Gene Ontology annotation, biological process: nucleoside triphosphate catabolic process. Bases 43 to 657 code for a protein of 204 amino acids. The transcript has 8 exons. Gene Ontology annotation, cellular component: cytoplasm. The record is from RefSeq and is a predicted model, not a curated record. NCBI's taxonomy places the organism in Eukaryota, Metazoa, Chordata, Actinopteri, Blenniiformes, Blenniidae. Gene Ontology annotation, molecular function: nucleoside triphosphate diphosphatase activity.